UGGAAAACCAUUCCUAAACUGAUUUACCAUUUCACGGAAUAUAGCUCUCAGUUGUUAUACUGUUGACAACUCUACGUGUCCAACCUUAAAACCUCCAUAAUUGACAAUUUCGGAAUAAAUCCUGGCCUUUGAAAUAUGCAGUAUGAUCUUUAAUUAGGUAAUAAUUUACUUGUCAUCGUACCAUGGGCUGGGACUGAGAAACUGCUGAUAACCAAUAUGUUUAAGAACAAGAUGGUACUUUUUAAAAAAAAUGCGAGUGAACGGAUAUGACGGAAGUUUUUUUACAGUCGGCUGAAGUGGAGGUUGGAGGGUUUGGUUUGGCUCACCCCUUUAUGCGUGGGUCUGGUCUUUCAUUUGAGGCAAAACUUUCUGACUUCAAAAACAACACACGACAGCUAAGUCACUGUGGAUACAGUAUGAAUUAAGUGCUUUCUUCGACUGCUUGGUUGAGUUGAAAAAGCGUGGUUAGAAAUGAAUUUGAGAUUUGUAGCCACUUGCAAAUUUCUUGGGGAAAAAAAAUGCAGAGAGUCUGAGGAAAGAAUUUUUUCAGGAUGCAGACGCGAGUAACGCCCUCUAGGAAGAGGCUAUAAGAGAAAGGGAGGAGAGCUCGGUUUCAGUUCUUACUGCGAACAGACGCAGGGUGAAUGUGGCCGCGAUUUUUCGUACGAAUCUCUGACACCUAGUAAAUCGUGUUGAGAUCGUAUGAUUCGUUAUUUUCCGGAACCUGGUCUGCUGCAGUUUGGGAGGAACCCCGGCCGCUCGCACUGAGAUGACUUACCGUUCUCUUCACUAAAACUGGUCCACUUUAUUUGUUUUCAAUUCUUUGUUCGCCCUGCCUUUUUUUUUACAAAGCUUUCCUUUGCGCAAAUUGAACACAAAACGGAAUCACCCCAUGGAUCGAAAGUACAGUGCUCGCGAGGAGGGAGUGCCAACCUCAAUUGGCGGGACCCCUGAUGAAGCCGGGGUUCCAAGUCUCGCUGCUACCGACAUGAUGACUCUGUUAACUCGCUUCAGCAAAACACUUCUGUGGCUCAUGUUGAUCUAUCUAACCGGUUACUUCGGGCUGAGUGUGAGCUUUCUGAUUUUCGGACUGAUGCUGUGGAUGGGGUGGAAAAUGCGGAGACAGAGCAAACAGAACAAGCUGAGGGACGCCUUCUACCUCCUGGAAAACGAAGAGAACGUCACCAGAAAAAGAACAAACAAGAGCCUGCCAGCUUGGAUUAACUUCCAGGAUCUUGAGCGUGCAGACUGGUUAAACAAGGUUCUACAGCAAGCAUGGCCAUUUGUUGGUCAGUACCUGGAGAAGCUGUUGGUGAACUCCAUUGCUCCCAUUAUUCGGAAUUCAAACAAUCAUCUGCAAACCUUUGCCUUCACAAAAGUCAGCUUUGGAGUGAAGCCUCUGAAGAUUCAUGGAGUACAGGUGCAUACAGGUACAGACAAAAGGCAGGUCACACUUGACCUGCAUAUCAGGUAAUUGACUCACCGUUUAAUUCCACUUUCCUGCUUAAGCUCCAAGAUGAAAGCUCCUUGCAUAUAGAAGUACAUAUUAGCUGUCAUAUUUGUAAUUUAUUUGCCUUUUCCUGCUUGAUGCAUUAAUCUAGUGUAUUUCCUUGACCUUUGAUGUUGACACUUGGUUUUUCGAUUGAUUCACAACUGCUUUAAAAAAAACUGGGGUAUAUCAGUGAAAUUAUCUUAGCACAUUUUUAAAAAUUAUUCCUAGGUCUCUGCCAGUGUCAUUGGAGGAGUCAGGAAAGCUCUGUCCAACCUUCUGUUCAUCACCUGUGUUUUUAAACCAGGGAUUCACUGCCUGGGAAAGUGAGGCCCUGAACUGUGUUCUAGCUCUCUUUACUCUUGCUUGGCACCAAGCUGUGCCUCAGCUAUACUGUGGGCUGUAAAUAAA
Chiloscyllium plagiosum (whitespotted bambooshark) is the source of this 1900-nucleotide messenger RNA. The record is from RefSeq and is a predicted model, not a curated record. NCBI's taxonomy places the organism in Eukaryota, Metazoa, Chordata, Chondrichthyes, Orectolobiformes, Hemiscylliidae.